AACAGCGAAAGGAGUUACAGAGUUGAUAGAGUUUACCAGAAAAAUAAAUAAACCAAAAGUACUAAAAAAUAAAAAUACCUAAAAAUGGCCCUCUGCUAGAUGGGUUUACUGUGCGCCAAGCUGCGCGACUGCUGCUGUUUCCCAUCCUUCAGCUGUUGCGGGACCUCCUCGCCGCCCGCGGAGGAGUUCCAGCUGCUGAUCCUUGGACCCUCGGGCAGUGGCAAAACGGAGCUGGGCCAUCGCCUGUCCAGGGUUCCCAGGGCCCCGGAUGACCAGGAGGCGACGAAUGGAGUGCGUUGCUAUGAGCUCGCCGCGGAGGAGCUCCCUGCCAGACUCCAGCUCACCGAAGUCGGCGGCAAUCCGGAGAUGCAGCGCCUCUGGAAGCACUACCAUGCCUCCUCGCAUGCCCUGAUUUACUGCUUUGAUCUCGGCUCGGAUCCGGAUGAGCUGCAGGCCUCCUUUGCCCUGCUCACCGACUGCCUUCUUGGCACUCAGCUCGCUGGCAAACCAGUGCUCCUGGUGGCCUCACGGCAUCGCGAUGGCGUCCAGCUUUAUGACGUGGAAUAUGCCUUCGCCUUGGAGGAGCUGGCCAAGUCCUGCGGAUGUCCCCUGCUCAUCUGCCACAUGGACGAUGUGGAGGACUUGCAGCGGGGAGUCCGGUGGCUGUGUCACCAGUUGUUGGCCAGAAAAUCACAGUUGGAGCAGCGCGUACGAUACGAUGUAAAUAUGCAGGUUUGGCAGCGAAGGAAGAGAUCUCUUUUAUCCAGCGGAAAAUUGGCUCAAGUGCAUCAGCAGCGGUUUCGACGACAGACCCGAAAGAUACUGCCUGCCAUCCAGGGAAUCGGCUUGAUGCGUCCCAGUACAGCACCUCCAAAUAUAUUUUUUGUGAGUUCCCAGCACGAGGAAAGUCCCAAGUUGUAGGAAAAAGUGAUCCAGAGCGCAUUUACAGUGCCAAAAACCAUUUAAGUGUUUUAGUA
Molecule: messenger RNA, 977 nt
Organism: Drosophila biarmipes
Lineage: Eukaryota; Metazoa; Arthropoda; Insecta; Diptera; Drosophilidae
Product: ADP-ribosylation factor-like protein 15
Exons: 3
Coding region: 100-921 (273 amino acids)
Biological process (GO): protein folding
Cellular component (GO): microtubule cytoskeleton; cytoplasm
Molecular function (GO): GTP binding; GTPase activity
Source: RefSeq, a predicted model, not a curated record